GCGGAGGGAUACACAGGCAAUCCCCAUUCUGGCCACGGCCAAUAUACACACUCCUAACCCGCCAGUGGAACUCCAUCUAAGGAACGACCACACUCCUAGUCUGCCUCCACAGACCGACAAGCACACAACCCAUCCGACAUGGCUGACCAGCUAACAGAGGAACAGAUUGCAGAGUUCAAGGAGGCUUUCUCCUUAUUCGACAAGGAUGGUGACGGCACCAUUACCACCAAAGAGCUUGGCACAGUCAUGAGGUCGCUGGGCCAGAACCCCACAGAGGCUGAGCUGCAAGACAUGAUCAAUGAGGUGGACGCUGAUGGUAAUGGUACCAUUGACUUCCCUGAGUUCCUCACCAUGAUGGCCAGAAAAAUGAAAGACACAGACAGUGAGGAGGAGAUCCGCGAGGCUUUCCGAGUAUUUGACAAGGAUGGAAAUGGCUACAUAAGCGCAGCAGAACUCCGUCAUGUCAUGACGAACCUUGGAGAGAAGCUAACGGACGAAGAAGUGGAUGAGAUGAUCAGAGAAGCAGAUAUCGAUGGAGACGGACAGGUCAACUAUGAAGAGUUUGUACAGAUGAUGACUGCAAAGUGAACCUCGCUCGCCCCGCCCUGUCCCCUCUUAGAAGAAACAAAAAAGAAAAAAAAAUCAAAAUGUUUUACUUACCUCUUGAGAAAAAAAAUGUUCAUUUAUUCAUACUGUUUCUGUAUAGAAAAUAAUUGAAUGUUGAAAUAAAAUAUCCUUCUGUCUACAGAGGAAAAAAAUAAAAAUAUACAAAAACAUCUGCAUGAAAAUGAUGGUUAGUGACCCUGUCCCCUCCCCCCAGAGAUCAAUUUAGCAUCAGUACUUAACAAGUAAAGAUAAUAACAAACCCUGUAACUGCUACCUUCAGACUAAAGCAAAAGCAUUUGGCGAACUCCUUCCAGUUCCAUUUGCUAGUGGUAAAUGUCUGGGCUGGCCAUCUCUUCUUUCUCUCUGUUUUCUGUUCUUCAUGCAUGCAGCUUGAGACCGGAGCACUAACCCCCCGCCCCCUCAUCCUUCCUCCGGGCUACCAGAGCGUGCUGAUUCCACUAUAAGCUGUCCUCUUGUUGGUUUGGUACAGUUUUUUUUGUAUUUGGAGAGGAGCCCUGUACUGUUAAGAUGAGAGCAUAUACCAGGUUCUAGCUCAAGCAUUAAAGUGGAAUGGGACUUAAUUGUAUGCUAGAUAAAAAGUGAAAAAAAACAAAAACAGUGUACAAAAAAUACAUUUUCAAAUGUCUGGCAUGUUCUUUUGUUUUUGUUAUGUUACUUGGAUGGCCAUCUUAGUAGUUGUGCGUCCUACCCUUUGGAAAGGAGGGUUUGGCUUAAAGUCUUAUGGUGAGCUUUCCGUUAGUUUUUUUGUUUUAUUUUGUUCUUUCACUGAGAUGGAGUGUCUGUCCUCUUUUCUUGCAAGAGAGAAUCACUGGCCUUCACUUUUCUUUUUCUUCUGUUUCUCAACUCAGAUAAGAGUGUAGUGGGGGUGUGUGCUGUGUUCGCAGCUCAUGUUGUUGGGAGCGUCAGCGCACCAGUCGUCACAGCUGUUAAUCUGAGUUCAGUUUACAUUCAUUCCAAGUUGUACAUGCUAGUCUUUUUUUUUUUUUUCAAAUAAAAGACCAUGAACUUUA
Molecule: messenger RNA, 1637 nt
Organism: Betta splendens (Siamese fighting fish)
Lineage: Eukaryota; Metazoa; Chordata; Actinopteri; Anabantiformes; Osphronemidae
Gene: calm1b
Product: calmodulin 1b
Exons: 6
Coding region: 139-588 (149 amino acids)
Molecular function (GO): calcium ion binding
Source: RefSeq, a predicted model, not a curated record